UUUAAAAGCUGCUGGAGGUCGUUGGAGUCAAGUCGUUGUGAGGAGGGAACCGAGUCUCGCGUCAAUAUGUUCUCCCGCGUCGCCAGACCCGCUCUCGCCUCCCUCAACCGCAGCUUCUCCGCUUCCUCGCAGAACAAUUCCAAGGUGGCAGUAUUGGGUGCAGCAGGUGGCAUUGGACAGCCUCUCUCUCUACUGCUGAAGAACAGCCCCCUCGUCAGCCAGCUCUCCCUCUACGAUAUUGCCCACACACCUGGUGUUGCAGCUGAUCUGAGCCACAUUGAAACCAGGGCGAAGGUCACUGGUUACUUGGGCCCUGAGCAGCUGGGUGAAUGCUUGAAAGGAUGCGAGGUGGUGGUUAUUCCUGCUGGUGUACCAAGGAAACCUGGUAUGACUCGAGAUGAUCUGUUCACCACAAAUGCCACUAUUGUGGCUGUGUUAUCAGAAGCUUGUGCCCGCCACUGCCCAGAAGCCAUGAUGUGCAUCAUUUCUAACCCUGUGAACUCCACAAUACCGAUCACUUCAGAAAUUUUCAAGAAACACGGUGUUUAUAACCCUAACAAAAUCUUUGGUGUCUCAACAUUGGACAUUGUCCGAGCAAACACCUUUGUGGCAGAGCUGAAGGGCCUUGACCCAGCCCGUGUGUCAGUUCCUGUUAUUGGAGGCCAUGCUGGCAAGACUAUCAUCCCUAUAAUCUCACAGUGCACGCCCAAAGUAGAGUUCAACCAGGAUCAGCUGGUGACUCUCAUAGCCCGAAUCCAGGAAGCUGGUACAGAGGUGGUCAAAGCCAAGGCAGGCGCAGGUUCGGCCACGCUCAGUAUGGCUUAUGCCGGAGCCCGGUUUGUCUUCUCUCUCUUGGAUGCCAUGAACGGCAAAGAAGGUGUGGUUGAAUGUGCGUUUGUCAGGUCUGAAGAAACAGAGAUGCCAUACUUCUCAACACCACUGCUGCUUGGGAAAAAUGGCAUUGAGAAGAACCUUGGAAUGGGCAAACUGACUCCUUUUGAGGAGAAGCUUGUGGCAGAGGCAAUGGCUGAGCUGAAAGGCUCCAUUAAGAAAGGGGAGGAUUUUGUGAAGAGUGCAAAGUAACUGGUGUCUGUAUUUAUCGUGUACUGAACAAGAAGCUUCCAGGCUCCGGCCACCAUCCCAGAGCACUUGGCUACUGCGUAGCAUUCCUUGUCGCGGUGUGUCUGUGUGCCGUUCGCUUAAAAUUCAAGUGAUCACGAAAGAACUAUUAAAUUCUCAUUAAAUGACUUAUCAUUUA
Callorhinchus milii (elephant shark) is the source of this 1258-nucleotide messenger RNA. RefSeq names its product malate dehydrogenase 2, NAD (mitochondrial) (gene mdh2). Gene Ontology annotation, biological process: tricarboxylic acid cycle; carboxylic acid metabolic process. Gene Ontology annotation, cellular component: cytoplasm; mitochondrion. The transcript has 9 exons. Gene Ontology annotation, molecular function: L-malate dehydrogenase (NAD+) activity. The coding region runs from base 67 to 1083 and encodes 338 amino acids. The record is from RefSeq and is a predicted model, not a curated record. NCBI's taxonomy places the organism in Eukaryota, Metazoa, Chordata, Chondrichthyes, Chimaeriformes, Callorhinchidae.